AUGGCACCCUCAAAACCCCCCCACCGCCCGAUCAACGCAUACAGGGUCCCUGCCAUGCUACGAAAUCUCUCCUACAAGCUGGGCUCAGCGCUGUCGUCGUCGUCCGAAGUCUCCGUCAGCAAGGACAGCGACGAGUUUACCAAAGUCAAGAAGACGGAGGAUUUGUUCCCGACUACCAACCCGGCGAUUGAUGGCGACGACUGUUUGCAUGACUGUGCCAGUUGCAGCGUCAAGUAUCCUCGCAAAUUCGAAAUCGAUGAGACUGAGGAGUUGUUCGGUCAUGUGAAGGGGUUCAACACGCAUUUGCUUGUUGCAACGGGGAAGACAGACUGGGUGCGCGAUGUCGCCGACGAAAAAGGCAGUAUCAUGGAGGCCGUCGACAGAGGAACCGUAAAGCCCAGCAACGGCAAACUCAUGCUAUCCGCCUCCAACAUCCCCAUCCCAGACCACUCAGACCACAGCUCCAUGGUCCUACUCCUCCCCUCCUGGCAAUUCAUAGACAACGUAACACCCGCAAACGUCCCCGACCUCAUCACGCGCUUCGUCAACCCAGGCCCAACAAACAGCACGCCGUUGCGCCCGCACACCGCUGCGCUACCUUCCUCCACAUCCCCGGAUGAGUCUUCUUCCGGAUCCCCAUCCACACCCGAACCCGCCGCGAUACCACCGUCGCUCCCAGACACAACGCCACAACUCAAAGCGCGGCCAUGUCCGCACAAAUACCUUAUUCUGAUGUGCAGCCAGAAAACAAGAGAUGCGCGCUGCGGACAGUCUGCGCCAUUGCUGCGUAAGGAGUUUGAGCGGUUACUUAGGCCCAUGGGGUUGUACCGUGAUUUACACGAUGAGCGACCGGGGGGUGUAGGGAUAUAUUUUAUCAGUCACGUUGGUGGCCACAAGUUCUCGGCGAAUGUGAUGAUUUAUCGGCAUUCGUCGGUUGUGUCGCGGGCAAGUCAUGCGAAUGGCACGGAGAAGCAACUUGCGGAUUUGAAACUGGAGGAUGAAGAGGGCAGGGAGGUUGUGUUGGAUGCGAAUAAGGAGCAGGAGGCAGAGGGGAGGGGGGAGGCUGCGCAGUGUAUAUGGCUUGCGCGUGUGAAGCCAGAGGAUUGUGAGAAUAUCAUCAAGUAUACGGUGUUGCAGGGUAAGGUUGUGAAGCCGGAGAGGCAGCUACGGGGUGGCUUCGACAGAUGCAAACAGCUGGCUAGCUGGUAG
Messenger RNA from Bipolaris victoriae FI3, 1209 nucleotides. RefSeq lists its product as hypothetical. The coding region runs from base 1 to 1209 and encodes 402 amino acids. The transcript has 2 exons. Lineage: Eukaryota; Fungi; Ascomycota; Dothideomycetes; Pleosporales; Pleosporaceae. The record is from RefSeq and is a predicted model, not a curated record.